AUGUCCUUCCCGCAGCUGGGCUACCCGCAGUACCUGAGCGCCGCGGGGCCCGGCGCCUACGGCGGCGAGCGCCCGGGAGUGCUGGCCGCGGCUGCCGCGGCCGCCGCCGCCGCCUCGUCGGGCCGGCCCGGGGCGGCGGAGCUGGGCGCGGGCGCGGGCGCGGCCGCCGUCACCUCGGUGCUGGGCAUGUACGCGGCGGCCGGCCCGUACGCGGGCGCGCCCAACUACAGCGCCUUCCUGCCCUACGCCGCGGACCUCAGCCUCUUCUCGCAGAUGGGUUCACAGUAUGAGCUCAAGGACAACCCCGGGGUGCACCCCGCCACCUUCGCCGCCCACACGGCGCCGGCCUAUUACCCCUACGGGCAGUUCCAGUACGGGGAUCCCGGGCGGCCCAAGAACGCCACGCGCGAGAGCACCAGCACGCUCAAGGCCUGGCUCAACGAGCACCGCAAGAACCCCUACCCCACCAAGGGCGAGAAGAUCAUGCUGGCCAUCAUCACCAAGAUGACCCUCACGCAGGUCUCCACCUGGUUCGCCAACGCGCGCCGGCGCCUCAAGAAGGAGAACAAGGUGACGUGGGGCGCGCGCAGCAAGGACCAGGAGGACGGCGCUCUCUUCGGAAGCGAUACCGAGGGGGACCCUGAGAAGGUCGAGGACGACGAGGAGAUCGACCUGGAGAGCAUCGACAUCGACAAGAUCGACGAGCACGACGGCGACCAGAGCAACGAGGAUGACGAGGACAAAGCCGAGGCACCGCGCGCGCCCGCCCCGCCCGCCGCCCUCGCCCGGGACCAGGGCUCGCCGCUGGCGGCCGCCGACACGUUCAAGCCCCAAGGCUCCCCCCUGGGCCUGGCCAAGGAGGUCCCGGAGCCCGGCAGCACGCGCCUGCUGAGUCCGGGCGCCGCGGCGGGCGGCCUGCAGGGCGCGCCGCACAGCAAGCCCAAGAUCUGGUCUCUGGCCGAGACGGCCACCAGCCCCGACGGCGCGCCCAAGGCCUCGCCGCCUCCCGCCGGCCAUGCGGGCGCGCACGGGCCCCCCGCGGGCGCGCCGCUUCAACACCCGGCCUUCCUGCCCAGCCACGGACUGUACACCUGCCACAUCGGCAAGUUCUCCAACUGGACCAACGGCGCGUUCCUCACGCAGGGCUCGCUGCUCAAUGUGCGCUCCUUCCUGGGCGUUGGCGCGCCCCACGGCCCGCACCUGUCCGCGCCGCCGCCGCCGCCGCCGCAGCCGCCCGUCACCGUGGCCGCGGGGGUGCUCCACGGCGACAAGGCCUCGUCCCGCAGCAGCCCCUCGCUCCCAGAGAGAGACCUCAUCCCCAGGCCGGACUCGCCGGCACAGCAGUUAAAGUCGCCCUUCCAGCCCGUGCGCGACAACUCGCUGGCCCCGCAGGAGGGGACGCCGAGGAUCCUAGCAGCCCUCCCAUCAGCCUGAUCCAGGGUCUUCUUUUACUUUUGCGGGGG
Messenger RNA from Balaenoptera acutorostrata (minke whale), 1463 nucleotides. RefSeq names its product iroquois homeobox 1 (gene IRX1). The transcript has 4 exons. Gene Ontology annotation, biological process: regulation of transcription by RNA polymerase II; cell development; neuron differentiation. The record is from RefSeq and is a predicted model, not a curated record. Gene Ontology annotation, molecular function: DNA-binding transcription factor activity, RNA polymerase II-specific; RNA polymerase II cis-regulatory region sequence-specific DNA binding. Bases 1 to 1434 code for a protein of 477 amino acids. NCBI's taxonomy places the organism in Eukaryota, Metazoa, Chordata, Mammalia, Artiodactyla, Balaenopteridae. Gene Ontology annotation, cellular component: nucleus.